Rhodofomes roseus is the source of this 771-nucleotide messenger RNA. RefSeq names its product glycosyltransferase family 1 protein. Lineage: Eukaryota; Fungi; Basidiomycota; Agaricomycetes; Polyporales; Fomitopsidaceae. Bases 1 to 771 code for a protein of 256 amino acids. Gene Ontology annotation, cellular component: UDP-N-acetylglucosamine transferase complex. The transcript has 4 exons. The record is from RefSeq and is a predicted model, not a curated record. Gene Ontology annotation, biological process: dolichol-linked oligosaccharide biosynthetic process.
AUGGAUCUUGAUCUUGUUUCCUCAUGUCUCUGUGUCUGCCUUGCUGGAAUCCUGUGGCGCGUGUCUUCUGUGGUAUUGGCGCGACAUCGAAAGCCUCGGCCCACAAGGCGUCAUUCGGAGCACUGUCACCUCGCAGUCUUUCUCGGCUCUGGAGGGCAUACGAGCGAAGCAUUGAUGCUCCUAUCGGCUCUUGAUUUCGACCGCUAUUCACCUCGAACCUACGUUAUUAGUGAGGGUGACGCCCUCAGUGCCAGGAAAGCGACUGCCUUAGAGCUGAGCAAAGCGGCGAAUCCUGACAAUUCCACUGUCCGUAUAUCUUCUCCAAUCUCAGGAUAUUGUGGGUGUCUGAACAGAACUUGUACUGCAUCCUGUUUGAAGGGCAGGCUACGUGAACCUUACACUAUCCUGACCAUCCCCCGGGCUCGACGUGUGCAUCAGCCAAUCUACACGACCCCCGUCACUGCCACACGCUCUCUGCUGGCAUGCAUCUAUCAUGUCACUCUGAUACCUUUGGUGGCGCGCACAUCCUUCGCGGACGUCCUCGUUUUGAAUGGUCCCGGCACCUGCUUCAUCCUAUGUCUAGCAGUGUUACUAAACCAAAUCCUAGGUAUCCAUUCACCGCGAGUCGUUUACGUUGAGUCCUUCGCACGAGUGCGCUCGUUGUCUCUUUCUGGGAAGCUGCUGAGACCCCUAGUUGACAGGUUCGUUGUCCAGUGGCCGGGACUGCUGGAAGCUGAUCGAAGAGGUGAAUGCCUCGGAUGGCUCGUUUGA